This is a messenger RNA of Theobroma cacao (cacao), 4533 nucleotides long. RefSeq names its product ATP binding cassette subfamily B1 (gene ABCB1). Gene Ontology annotation, molecular function: ATP hydrolysis activity; ABC-type oligopeptide transporter activity; ATP binding. The record is from RefSeq and is a predicted model, not a curated record. NCBI's taxonomy places the organism in Eukaryota, Viridiplantae, Streptophyta, Magnoliopsida, Malvales, Malvaceae. Gene Ontology annotation, biological process: oligopeptide export from mitochondrion. Gene Ontology annotation, cellular component: mitochondrial inner membrane.
ACAACAGCAAGAAACAGCAGAUAAUAGGAGUAAAAACUGAAAGAAACAACGAUUAUCAAGAAAGGUAGGGGUUAAAAGAGUGAGGAGAGAGAGAGAGAAUAGCAAAAACAAUGAGUUGAAAAGCCAGAUAAAGAGUGGGAAGAUAAUAAAGAAGAGAGAGUUUUGGGGUGUGUGUGGUGUUUUGUUCAUAAAGCUAAGGAAUUUGCAAAUGUCACAAGAUUCUGAGGAGAUAAAGACGAUUGAGCAGUGGAAAUGGUCCGAAAUGCAAGGCCUUGAACUUGUGUCUGCUCCUCCUUCUGACCCUUUUAAAACCAACCCAUCAACCCCAACUCCAACAACAACAACAAAUAACACACACCUAAGAGAACAACAAGAGAAACCUCAACAGCAAAGUCAAGCUGAAGCUCAAGCUUAUCAGGAGAGUGUAGGGGAGAGAAGGGAAAUGGAAACUUCUUCUUCUUCAUCUGAGACAAAAAAAGAUGGGAGUAAUAAUGGUAGUAGUGGAAGUGGAGAGAAGCCAGGGGAUCUCCCAUCAGUUGGGUUUGGUGAACUAUUUAGAUUUGCUGAUGGUUUGGAUUAUGUGUUGAUGGGAAUUGGCUCUCUCGGUGCUUUUGUACAUGGCUGUUCUUUGCCUCUCUUCCUUCGUUUCUUUGCCGAUCUUGUCAAUUCUUUUGGUUCUAAUGCUAAUAACAUGGACAAGAUGAUGCAAGAAGUUCUAAAGUAUGCAUUUUACUUCCUUGUGGUGGGUGCUGCAAUUUGGGCUUCUUCAUGGGCAGAAAUAUCCUGUUGGAUGUGGACUGGAGAGAGGCAAACAACAAAGAUGAGGAUCAAGUACUUAGAAGCAGCUUUGAACCAGGACAUUCAAUACUUUGACACUGAGGUUAGAACUUCUGAUGUUGUGUUUGCCAUCAACACUGAUGCAGUGAUGGUCCAGGAUGCCAUUAGCGAGAAGUUGGGUAAUUUCAUUCACUACAUGGCAACAUUUGUAUCUGGUUUUGUGGUUGGUUUCACAGCAGUUUGGCAAUUGGCUUUGGUCACACUUGCAGUGGUUCCUCUCAUUGCUGUGAUUGGAGCAAUCCAUACCACCACAUUAGCCAAGCUUUCUGCAAAGAGCCAAGCAGCUUUAUCACACGGAGGAAAUAUUGUGGAACAGACAGUAGUUCAAAUUCGGGUUGUUAUGGCAUUUGUUGGUGAAUCAAGAACAUUACAAGCCUACUCCUCAGCAUUGAAGGUUGCACAAAAGAUUGGUUACAAGUCUGGAUUUGCAAAGGGAAUGGGAUUGGGAGCAACUUACUUUGUUGUUUUUUGUUGUUAUGCUCUUCUUCUUUGGUAUGGAGGUUAUCUGGUUAGGCAUCAUUACACUAACGGAGGACUUGCCAUAGCCACUAUGUUUGCGGUUAUGAUUGGUGGAUUGGGUUUGGGACAGUCUGCACCAAGCAUGUCUGCAUUUGCAAAGGCCAAAGUGGCAGCAGCAAAAAUUUUCCGUAUAAUUGAUCACAAACCCGGUAUUGAUAGAAACAGUGAGUCAGGUUUGGAGUUGGAGUCAGUUAAUGGUCUAGUUGAACUGAAAAAUGUGGACUUUGCAUACCCAUCAAGGCCAGAUGUAAAGAUCCUUAACAAUUUCUCCCUAAGUGUUCCUGCCGGAAAGACCAUAGCUUUGGUAGGAAGCAGUGGUUCUGGUAAAAGCACUGUGGUCUCCCUCAUUGAGAGAUUCUACGAUCCCAUCUCAGGAGAAGUGCUGCUAGAUGGGCAUGACAUAAAGACAUUAAAACUGAGAUGGUUGAGGCAACAAAUAGGACUUGUGAGCCAAGAACCUGCUCUUUUCGCUACCACCAUUAAAGAAAACAUACUUUUAGGUAGGCCUGAUGCAAACCAAAUUGAGAUUGAAGAAGCUGCCAGAGUUGCUAAUGCCCAUUCAUUCAUUGUAAAGCUUCCUGAAGGCUUUGACACUCAGGUUGGAGAGAGAGGACUUCAACUCUCCGGUGGGCAGAAGCAGAGAAUUGCUAUAGCCAGGGCAAUGUUGAAGAACCCAGCAAUCCUACUCUUGGAUGAAGCAACUAGUGCACUUGACUCUGAGUCAGAAAAGCUGGUGCAAGAGGCCCUUGAUCGUUUUAUGAUUGGUAGGACAACUCUUGUCAUUGCCCAUCGCCUUUCCACCAUUCGCAAGGCUGAUGUUGUAGCUGUACUCCAGCAGGGGAGUGUUUCUGAAAUUGGAACACAUGAUGAGCUCAUUUCCAAAGGAGAAAAUGGGGUCUAUGCCAAGCUCAUCCGAAUGCAAGAGAUGGCACAUGAAACUGCCCUUAACAAUGCUAGAAAAAGUAGUGCAAGGCCUUCUAGUGCCAGGAACUCAGUAAGCUCGCCGAUUAUUGCCCGCAAUUCGUCUUAUGGCCGAUCACCAUAUUCUCGCAGGCUUUCUGACUUCUCUACAUCUGAUUUCAGUCUUUCCCUUGAGGCCUCACAUCCUAAUUAUCGAAUGGAAAAGCUUGCCUUCAAGGAGCAAGCUAGUUCCUUCUGGCGCCUUGCAAAAAUGAAUUCUCCUGAAUGGGUUUAUGCUUUAGUUGGUUCUAUAGGGUCUGUUGUCUGUGGGUCCCUAAGCGCUUUCUUUGCAUAUGUGCUAAGUGCUGUUCUCAGUGUCUACUACAACCCAGAUCAUGCUUAUAUGAGCAGAGAAAUUGGGAAAUAUUGCUAUUUGUUAAUUGGACUUUCAUCAGCUGCCCUUCUCUUCAACACACUACAGCAUUUCUUUUGGGAUAUUGUGGGAGAAAAUCUCACAAAACGAGUGAGAGAGAAGAUGCUGGCAGCAGUGCUGAAAAAUGAAAUAGCAUGGUUUGAUCAGGAGGAAAAUGAGAGUGCUAGGAUUGCAGCAAGGCUGGCUCUUGAUGCCAACAAUGUCAGAUCAGCCAUUGGAGACCGGAUUUCAGUGAUUGUGCAGAACACAGCACUCAUGCUUGUUGCCUGCACUGCUGGCUUUGUGUUGCAGUGGCGCCUUGCCCUUGUCCUUGUUGCAGUCUUCCCUGUGGUCGUGGCAGCAACUGUUUUGCAGAAAAUGUUUAUGAAAGGUUUCUCAGGGGAUUUAGAAGCUGCUCACGCCAAGGCCACGCAACUAGCUGGAGAGGCCAUAGCCAAUGUAAGAACUGUUGCUGCCUUCAAUUCAGAAAACAAAAUUGUUGGCCUUUUCUCCUCAAACCUUCAAACUCCAUUAAGGCGCUGCUUCUGGAAGGGACAAAUUGCAGGAAGUGGGUUUGGGGUAGCUCAGUUUUCACUAUAUGCUUCUUAUGCCCUUGGUCUUUGGUAUGCUUCCUGGCUUGUGAAGCAUGGGAUCUCUGAUUUUUCAAAGACAAUCCGAGUCUUUAUGGUUCUCAUGGUCUCUGCCAAUGGUGCAGCUGAAACAUUAACCUUAGCUCCUGACUUCAUCAAGGGAGGUCGAGCUAUGCGAUCAGUCUUUGAUCUUCUUGACCGUAAAACUGAAAUUGAGCCUGAUGACCCAGAUGCCACACAAGUUCCAGACCGCCUUCGUGGAGAAGUUGAAUUAAAGCAUGUAGACUUUUCUUACCCCUCACGUCCUGACGUCCCUAUUUUCCGGGACCUUAAUCUUCGUGCCCGAGCUGGAAAAACUCUUGCCCUUGUUGGUCCGAGUGGAUGUGGUAAGAGCUCGGUCAUUGCACUUAUACAGAGAUUCUAUGAGCCCUCAUCUGGACGUGUUAUGGUUGAUGGAAAAGACAUUCGGAAGUACAACCUCAAAUCCCUGAGAAAACACAUUGCAAUAGUUCCACAGGAGCCUUGCCUCUUUGGUUCUACCAUCUAUGAAAACAUUGCCUAUGGGCAUGAGUCAGCAACUGAGGCUGAGAUCAUUGAGGCAGCUACUCUAUCCAAUGCCCACAAGUUCAUAUCUUCAUUGCCCGAUGGUUACAAAACUUUUGUUGGGGAGAGAGGAGUCCAACUUUCUGGGGGCCAGAAACAGAGAAUUGCGAUUGCAAGGGCUCUUGUGAGGAAGGCAGAGCUUAUGCUGCUUGAUGAGGCAACAAGUGCCCUUGAUGCUGAGUCUGAGAGAUCAGUCCAGGAGGCCCUGGACCGAGCCUGCUCAGGAAAAACCACAAUUGUGGUUGCUCAUCGGUUAUCAACAAUUAGGAAUGCACAUGUCAUUGCAGUGAUUGAAGAUGGGAAAGUUGCAGAGCAAGGAAGCCAUUCACAUUUGCUGAAAAAUUAUCCCGAUGGGUGUUAUGCCCGCAUGAUACAAUUACAAAGGUUUACACAUAGCCAAGUCGUUGGAAUGACAUCAGGCUCAAGUUCUUCAGCAAGACCAAAAGAUGACAAUGAAAGAGAAGCCUAGUGACCUUAAAGAAAAAAUGGCAGAAAAGGAGGAGUAUAUCUCAUAUACCCCUUAAGAUUUUUUGGGUGUUUACUCUGGAUUUGAUGUUUUGAUAUAGUAUAAUAUAUGUGCAUUAUCUAUUUUUUUUUCUUUUAACCCUAUAUGUUAUCUUCAUGGGUCUUCCUAAGGAAAUGAUAAUGACAAAUAGUUCCUUGAGAUUGAAA